AUGUGCUGCGAGGAACACCACAUCUGCACGCACUGCAACCAAAUCAUCACCAGCACCACCGACCACUGCUUCGUCUGGCGCGCCGCCUACCCGCGGAACCCCGGCACGGAGCUCGGCACCACGUCCAGCGCCAGCACCUGCCCGGACGGGGAAGAGAUCGUCGAGGAGUUCUACCACGGCGACGACGGCUUCUACUGUCCCAAUUGCUCCACCACCGCCACCGCCUCCUCCUCCUACUCCUCCUCCUCUUCUCCUAAUUCUUGUUCCUCGUCCUUCUCACCGUCGUCGUCGUUCUCGUCGUCCUCGAAGUCGUCGGCGUCCGCCGCCGCCGCUCGGAAUGAUGACAUCUACCAGACCAUAAUGGACCACCGGCCGCGACCUCCUCCGAUCGACCCUCUGAGCGGGGAGGAGGCCGUUGGCGUCACCGCUGCCGCCGCCGUCGACGACGCUGCGAACAACGAUUCCGAUUCCCCAACGAGCGACAUUUCGGCGUCGACGAGGGCCACGACGUCUGCCAAUGCGAUGAUGACGCAGCAGAAAAGCACGGGCGGCGGCGGCGGCGUCUGCGGCGGCGGGGGCUGGCGGCUGCGGGUCAGGAAGAUGGUGGGCGGGACGACGCGGUUGGUUGGCGGGCGCGAGUAA
Diplodia corticola is the source of this 642-nucleotide messenger RNA. RefSeq lists its product as uncharacterized. The transcript has a single exon. The record is from RefSeq and is a predicted model, not a curated record. The coding region runs from base 1 to 642 and encodes 213 amino acids. Lineage: Eukaryota; Fungi; Ascomycota; Dothideomycetes; Botryosphaeriales; Botryosphaeriaceae.